Messenger RNA from Rubroshorea leprosula, 1265 nucleotides. Lineage: Eukaryota; Viridiplantae; Streptophyta; Magnoliopsida; Malvales; Dipterocarpaceae. The record is from the annotation of a GenBank genome assembly.
AAAUCUUGAUUUAAAGUUAAAGUCAAGUUUAAACGUGAAAUACCUAAACUACCUUUAUCCACAAAAUGGCUCAUAUAGUUAAUAUCCAAAAAUUACAUUGGAACUAAACUAAUAAAAAAGAAAACUCUUUCAACGUUUAUUUUUUCAUUUAUAAAACUUAAACUCGAGACCUUGUUAAGGAAAACCGAACUCAUUCCACUCGAACCAACAUAUUAUUGGUGUAAUACUGUUAUUUAUUGAACAUUUCAGCAUGUAAUUUGGUGUGUGUCUCCGCUUUGGUGUCAUUUGAGCGUUUAGGGACAAACACCAGAGUAGAACAAUCCUGGAUGACACUUGAGCGGAGUGACUCACCAGUGCUUUUGGAGAGAUAUGCCUAUGUUCACACCAGCGAUUGGCUGGAAUUUCUGAAAUCUCUAGUAGGUUUAUUACAUGCUGUUAAAGAUGUCUCAAGUUGCAGUGGCCAAUGGCCAUUAAAGCGUCGUACUCUAAUAAUGCUUCAACAUCUAUCAGGUCUUCAUCAAAAUCAAUUGGACUCGGGGUACUGACCUGCAAAGUCAGUUAAAGAAACUAGUUCAUAGAAACUUGUACUUUAAAAAAUUAAUUAAAAAAAAGAAAAAAAAGAAACUACAUUUCAACAUGUCAAACCGUUUAGCCUAUUUGGCUAUUGUACAAACAAAAAACUAGAGAUAUUUUUCCAUAUAUCGAGAAAAGGUAACCCCUGGAACAAGUCUAACAUGUAAAAUGCAACCUCAGCUUUUCAAAUGCUCUUAAUUCCUUCAGCAGCAGAUCCAUGAUAUAAACUGAUCUUGCUAGCCAUAAUUUCAUAAGAUUUGUAUGCAAAAUUAAAAACAUGUCUAUGCAUAACUUUCCAAUUUAAGAUUGUGUAAAGCAUUCUGUGAAAUCUUUUAUGAAAAACUACAAAUGAAAAAUUAGAGAAAGAAAACAUUCAGUUACCUCUUUCUCUUGGAUCUCAGUGACAACAUUCAGCAAACUGCAAUAUUACUCUCUGCAUUCUGGAUACUGAACCAUAGACUUUACCUUAGUGAGUGCCUUUUGUAUCCUGCCUUCUUUCAGAAAAUCAUAUUCAUCAUCUUUUGAGGAAUUUUUAUGCAUAUUGGGAGCUGCAGUAACGGCUUCUGGCUUAAAUCCACUCAAACCACUUCUUUUUCUUCUCCAACGCAAGAUCCAUUUCUCCAAAAUUCCUAGGCACCAGAUUAUUUUCCUAUAGUGUUUCCUGACUCGGUGACUUCUCACAUAAGCCUUUC